Molecule: messenger RNA, 1464 nt
Organism: Colletotrichum orchidophilum
Lineage: Eukaryota; Fungi; Ascomycota; Sordariomycetes; Glomerellales; Glomerellaceae
Product: UbiD family decarboxylase
Exons: 2
Coding region: 1-1464 (487 amino acids)
Cellular component (GO): cytoplasm
Source: RefSeq, a predicted model, not a curated record
AUGGUCUUGACUGUUCUCACAGACGACCAGAUCAAGACGAUCCUGGCCGAUCUGACGGCCGAUGAGUUCGAUGGGUUCAGAAAGGUGAUCUCAACGGCGCUUCACGAGUACUCGACCAACACGCACAACAUUGAGGAUGGUACAUAUCACCAACCGGAGCGCGUCUCAACAGAGAAUCUCAAGACGGGCGCAACGACCUUGUACAUGCCCUCAGUCGGCCCUCAAGGCAUGGGUUGCAAAGGUGACUCUCACAUCCUCUCAUCAUCUCCCCGAACUUCAAUAUUGACACCUCGUGUAGUCGUGACACUCAGCUCCAGCAAAGCAGCCCAAGACCCCUUAAGACCAUCCAUACAACCCACUGGCGCCGUGACCCUCCUCUCACCCGACGGCCAGCCCGUCGGCUUCCUCCACGCAAAGACUCUCACGGCCUUCCGCACCGCCCUCUCCUCCACAUGCCUCCUCGCCCGCCGCAGCCAGGUGAAAACGAUUACCGUCUUCGGCACCGGCCUCCAAGCCUACUGGCACGUCCGCCUGGCCCUCCUCGUCCGCGGCGCGACCAUCAAGCAGGUCAACGUCAUCAACCGCCGCUUCUCAGACGGAGCCCGCGGCUUCAUGAAGCAGUUCUACGGCGUCCCCGCGCACAUCAAGGAGCGCGAAGGCUGGGCCGAGACGACUUUUAGCAUUUUGACGCCCGGGUACGGCGAGUUCAAGAGGCUGCAGCGCGAGCAGAUUCGUGACGCGGACGUGGUGUACUGCUGCACGCCCUCGACGGAGGAGCUGUUCGAGGCCGAGGUGCUGACGAGCCACGAGGGGAGGAGGAAGGGACGGCUGAUCGCGGCGAUUGGGAGCUACAGGCCCGAGAUGAGGGAGCUGCCGGAGGGUCUGCUACUGCAGGCGACGAAGCACGAGAAGCCGCACUGGCACUUUCACAAGCACGCGCCCGAGGGCGGGGUGAUUGUUGUCGACACGCUAGACGGGGCGUUGAAGGAGGCUGGGGAGAUUAUCGCGGCCGGUCUGCAACCUACGCAGCUUGUCGAACUCGGAGAGCUGAUUAUGCUACGGCGGAUGCACGAAGAAGAGGGAGCGGCCUCAGCCGACGACGACACGGCGAGCAUCGCGGCCUCGGAGCUGGAGAAGCUCGACUUUUCGGGAUCGCCCUCCAUCAAGUCUGCAUUCUCCGGGUCCGACGGCGCGUCCGUGUCAGAGUCUCGAUCGUCCAUCAGCAAAGACUCGUCAACGACAGGCAGCAGCAGCAGCAGCAAGGGACCGAGCAUGUUGCGCCGGAGCUCGAGCCAGCGGUCGUCUGACAAGCGCAAGAAGGAAGACGCCUUGGUGAGAUGGCUAAAGGACGGGACGGUGAUUUACAAGAGCGUCGGGCUGGGGCUCAUGGACUUGUCAGUUGGUAUGCACAUGAUCCAGCUUGCGAAGGAGAAGGGUAUCGGGACGCUGAUCGAGGGCUUUUAA